AUGCGCUUCACGCUCGACUCGGCUUCUGACGCCUCCGGUGACGAGCAGGCAUUGCCUACCGUCGUCCGCAAGUCGCAUCAGCAACUCAACCGUGCCAAAGCACUGGCGGAGCAGCACAACUUUGCUUCUUCCUCAUCAUCACAGACGCCCACACGGAAGGGUAUCUUGCGGCAUACAUCCUCGUACAACUCGACCACAUCCAGCGCGCAACGACGGCAACGAUUCCAGGACGAUGACGAUAAGCAAGAUCUAGGGAUCGCGCCGAUAGACGAAAGAGACUUGACAUCACACGCUCACGAUCAGAACACAUCUUUUCAGCAUCGCAGUCGCAGACGCAGCGCUACGCCCGCAUUCGAGCUGGUUGGUCUGCCCGCACAAUCGUCUGCCGUUGCGGGACCGUCUUCCUUGCAACGGCCAGUCAAGUCACCAGCAAAGCAAGCUGGAGCUCUGCCGCCAUGGAUGAAGACAUCGCGUCAGCCUCACCGCAGUCACACUCCCGACUACGAGGUCGACUCGUCAGAUGAGGACAACAAUGCAGCUCUCUCUUCCUCAGACGAGGACGAGAGUCGACAGCUCGACGAUCUGGAUUCCGACCUGGAUGAAGACGACUCGGAUGCUUCAUCUUCACCGCAAACAUCGCCGCACGAGCAUGACGACUCAGCCGAAGAACGGCCGGUCGGCAAACGACCUUCUUCGUCGUCGCGUCGUCGUCCCACCGCAUCCAUCGCAUCGGCGAUAAAGCUCGCCUCCAUUGUCGGCGACGACUGGGACGAAUGGAACCGCAACUCUGCUCGACUCGCAUGGCACCGCGCACGCAUCUCCCGACGCGAUACCCCUGGCGCCCGCUCAACACCCGGCGCUCGACAAUCCACUGCGCCCGACACCGACAUCGACGAGGUGCAAGCGCUGCUCUCCUCGCUCAACAUGCGGCGCACGCAAGAGGACGCCGAGGUGAAGGCAGCCUUUGAAGCGCGCAACAAGGAUCUGUGGUCGGGCAUCGAUGCUUCCAUCCUCGCUGCCGAGAACGAGGCGCGCAAGGUGGCCGCUGCGGAAGCGGCGCGUUUGGAAGCAGCGCGAAAGAUGCAGGAGGAAGCAGAGCGAAAAGCGGCGUCAGCGCGACAGGCCGAGCUGGAGCGGAUCGAAGCCGAAAAGAAAGCAGCGGCGGCGGAAACCGAUCGACUCAAGAAAGAGGCGGAAGCGGAAGCGGCGGCGCAGAAGGAGACAGAAGCAGAGCAGGCCAAGGCGCAAGCAAUGGGCGGGUCAGGGGAGGACAUCCGCAAAGCGGCGCUAGCAGAGCACGACGGGUGGAUGACCAAGAUCCGACACAUCAAGUCGAAUGUUCUGCCUGCGAUUUCGUCCAAUCCGGAUCUGCGCAAGCAGUGCUUCGCCGCGAAACGCCAGAUCACCCCCAAGAUCGGACAGCUGACCAACUCAAGGACCGAGAUCACGCGGAUCGCUACCGCCAUCGCCUCUGUGCUGGAUGCUGCCAAGCAGGCGGCGAGCGGUGGCGGAGGCGACGUGUACACGUGGAUCCUCAACCACCUGUCAAAGUGUCUCAUCCGGCAGGCGGAGCAGGAGGUAGCGGCGAAGCAGGAUACCGCCUACCCUUUGGCUCGGGUAGUGGUCUGGCUGGUGCUGGGAGGGCACGUCGAGUUGGCAGACGUCUUGAUGGCGAGGUUGUGCAAGAAGUGUCCGUGGGUGAUCCCCGUCUGGCCUCCUCGCAGGGACCUGGACGAACCGACCUACCGCAAAGUCAUGGGCUACAAGGCGGACGAGACAACAGAAAACUACUCGAACAGGAUGAGCGGUAUCACAGCGUUCUACUUUGCCAUCCUUCAAACCACACCCUCGGCCCCACCGGGCGCAUCUUCGCUCGAUGUUGACAAGAUCCCCCUGCACCUACGGUCGACAACCUUGUGGCGGUGGAGCGUGCGUGCCCUGACGCCGUCCGCCAUGGCCUUCCUGGACCACCCCAUGUGUCCGUCCAUUUGGUCGGUGUUCAUCGAGAUCGCGGGGACACAAGCGUUGGGCCUCUACGGCAAGCAGAUGAAGAAGCUCUUCGCGCUGCUGCUCGAGCAAGGCGUGCAGGGGAAGAAGGCAGGGUGGCUGAAGCACGCCGAGGACAAGCCGUACGUCAAGGCGGGCACGGUGAGACUCGAGCUGCUGCUCAUGGAUUGGAAGGCUUCUCCCGGUCAAAGUGUUAUUCAGGGCGCUACAAAGGGUGUACAGAUGGAGCCGUAA
This is a messenger RNA of Kalmanozyma brasiliensis GHG001, 2241 nucleotides long. RefSeq names its product GLE1-like protein. Gene Ontology annotation, biological process: regulation of translational termination; regulation of translational initiation; poly(A)+ mRNA export from nucleus. Bases 1 to 2241 code for a protein of 746 amino acids. The record is from RefSeq and is a predicted model, not a curated record. Gene Ontology annotation, cellular component: nuclear pore; nuclear pore cytoplasmic filaments; cytoplasm. Gene Ontology annotation, molecular function: inositol hexakisphosphate binding; translation initiation factor binding; phospholipid binding. The transcript has a single exon. NCBI's taxonomy places the organism in Eukaryota, Fungi, Basidiomycota, Ustilaginomycetes, Ustilaginales.